Vanessa tameamea is the source of this 470-nucleotide messenger RNA. RefSeq names its product tubulin polymerization-promoting protein homolog. Gene Ontology annotation, biological process: microtubule polymerization. Gene Ontology annotation, molecular function: tubulin binding. NCBI's taxonomy places the organism in Eukaryota, Metazoa, Arthropoda, Insecta, Lepidoptera, Nymphalidae. The coding region runs from base 63 to 437 and encodes 124 amino acids. The record is from RefSeq and is a predicted model, not a curated record. The transcript is spliced from 2 exons.
AUAAAUUAUUGAAAAAGUAAAAUUGAAAAAGUCACUCGAAUUAAGUUUCGAGAAGUGCUAUAAUGGGCGAAGAAGAGCCAGCGUCACUUGAUGGUCAAUUUUUUGAAUUUGCGAAGAUGAUGGACAAGAAGAGAGAUGGAACUACAAUCACUCUGUAUAAUUCGGAUUUUUGGAUGAGGCAGUGCAAGCUGUUGGAUGAUAGGAAAGUGACGAUGACCGAUACUGGAAUUUUGUUUAACAAAUUCAGUAAGUCCGAAUUGGAUUGGGAUGAGUGGAAUGAAUUUCUCACUGAACUGUGUGAGGUGAAGGAGCUGGACGAGGAGAAAGUUCGUGAUACGCUAACAAACUGUGGUCUUCCUGGUCAGUCACCAGUUCUUGUCCCGCAAUACAGAGAUUUCUUUUUGACCUACAAACCCAAAGAGAAGACGCUGUUUUAGAACUACAAAUGACCAGUAUUCGUUUCUGUUUUU